Trypanosoma theileri is the source of this 726-nucleotide messenger RNA. RefSeq names its product P27 protein. The transcript has a single exon. The record is from RefSeq and is a predicted model, not a curated record. Lineage: Eukaryota; Euglenozoa; Kinetoplastea; Trypanosomatida; Trypanosomatidae. The coding region runs from base 1 to 726 and encodes 241 amino acids.
AUGUCUCGCGUAACCUCAAAGAUGUGCGGCGGCAUGGCCCGCGCCAAUGUUGUGGAUCAUGGAGUGUACGUAAAGCCAAUCACACACAAUCCUUAUGUUGCGACUGUCCAUGAUGGUGUUAGCACUGGCUAUCUUGAGGGAUUCUCACCAAAGCCGCUGCAUUGGCUUUACCGCUUCCGCUACAAUCUUUUGCCGCAGGGAUUUGCUACGGGAUUCUUCUCCCGUAACCCUUAUGGACGCUAUGUGCACUGGCUAGAGGUGAGUACGAUUGAAAAGAUGCGUCUGCAAGCCAAUACUAUGGAGGCUUUACCUGCACGUGCACUUACCACUAUUGUCGUUCUCUACACAAUAUGGUUCUCGUACCGUCUUGCUUUUCUGCAUCCUGAUAUUACACUCUACAACGUUGGUCUGUGGACAACAAAGCCAUGGAUUGCUGCACAGCGCUUCAACAAGAAGCAGGAGUUGGAUCAGCCAGUCUACCGCUGGGUACACCGUGCACCGGAGUACUACAUCACAGAUCCCGUCCGUGAGCUCACGAAGCUUGGCGUUGCGGCUAACGACCCGUGGGUGGAGUAUGUUAAGUCUAUUGGCCGUGGGGAUGAACUUCUCAUCUCAACACGCGACAAGGACUACGGUGUGGGUGGUAAGGGUAAGUUGUUGCCUCUUGAAAUUCCGCAUGAGGAGAAGAGCGGUCACAGCCCUGGACCCCUGCCUACCCUCCGUUAG